This is a messenger RNA of Dalotia coriaria, 5749 nucleotides long. RefSeq names its product hemicentin-2-like. The coding region runs from base 500 to 3685 and encodes 1061 amino acids. The record is from RefSeq and is a predicted model, not a curated record. Gene Ontology annotation, molecular function: protein binding. NCBI's taxonomy places the organism in Eukaryota, Metazoa, Arthropoda, Insecta, Coleoptera, Staphylinidae. The transcript is spliced from 15 exons.
GUUACGCCGAACGUCGCCGGGUUGCGUACACUCGCACGUUCUUCUCACGCGUUAUCCCGCGAAAAUACAAAAAUAACCACCAAAAACACGCAUCGAAAAAAGGUAAAUAAACACGUUUACAACACAAGUAAAGUGAUUGUUUCUCCUAAAUAAAUCAAUGUGCAGUGUUGCAGUGUAAAAUUUAAAUCAAACAUUUAUAAACAGAAUUUAUAAUUAUAAUAACUUUGGUGUUGAAAAGUAAGUACAAAUGUGUUAAAGUGAUAGUGACAAGUAAAGAUCAACGAUGAAUUAUUCGUGCAGUAAGAUGUUUGGAAAACUAAUCGUGUUUGCUGAACAAAAAUAAAAACGAGAAAAAAUCACGUUAACUUUACUGUAACUCUCGCGGUGGUUUUCACUCGUUCGCUAUUCCAUCGUUUGUUGUUGUGGGGCGUUGUUUUUUUUGCAUUUGCGGUGUGAAGAGUGAAAAAGGCGCUUUCGGGCGUCGCAAACUUUGCGAAUAAUGUCCGAACAGACUUUUAACAAGAUGAAGAUUAACGCUGCGCGUAACAAAAGUUGCCUAAACCGCAGCAGCGGCAACUGUAGUUACAAAAACGCUCGCCAGGAUUUCAGUGCUUCGUCAGUGCAAAUGUUGAAAAUGUUUAUGCUGGUGCUGGUGUUUUGUGCAUCAUGUGCACACGGAAAAAUCGAGGAUGAACCUGCAAGUGCAGUGUUUGAAGUGGAAGCUGUGCAGGGUAACGUUGCCAAAAUGCCUUGCGACAUCACACCGUCUCUGCCCGGAGACAAGAUGCACAUUGCCAUCUGGUUCAAAGAGGGUACCGGACGCAAGACGCCCAUAUAUUCGUAUGACGCAAGAGAUAAACCUCUAGAGCAAGGAAAACACUGGUCUGAUGAGCAAGUCUUGGGCGGGAGAGGAUUCUUUCGGUAUCAGGACCAUCCGGCUAAGUUGACCUUGGAUAGUGUGAAGGAUUCCGACUCGGGGGUGUACAACUGUCGCGUGGAUUUCAAACAAACGCCGACGAGGAUUGUCAAGGUCAAUCUGACAGUUAUAAUCCCGCCGGAAACGAUAAAGAUCGUCGAGCAUGGCGAGCAGAACGUGAAGAACUACAUCCUUGGCCCGUACAACGAGGGCGCCUCUAUUAAUAUCACUUGCGUCGCCAUCGGAGGUCGGCCACCUCCAAAGGUCACCUGGUGGCAGGAAAAUGCACUCCUGGACGACUCAUUUGAAUAUCUCUCCGAGCGUCGUGUGCGCAAUGUGUUGCACAUCGAUAAACUCCAAAGAAAACACCUACAUACCGUGCUGACAUGUCAAGCCUCCAACAACAAUCUGGUCGCCCCGAAAUCCAGUUCAAUCAGCCUGGAUCUAAACUUGCGUCCACUCUGGGUGAAAUUGAUUGGGGACAAUCGGCCGCUCUCCGCUGGACACACGUAUGAGUUGAGCUGUGAGGUGGUGGGCGCCCGCCCCACGCCGACGAUCACAUGGUGGAAGGGCAGCGUCGAGAUGAAAGAUACGCGCAUAAUGACGAGUCCGGACAGCAACACGACCACCAGUGUGCUGACGUUCGUGCCCUCGGUGGACGACGGCGGCAAAUAUUUGUCCUGUCGUGGUCAGCUGCAGGAGAUACCCGACAGUGGCAUCGAGGAUGGCUGGAAACUCGAUAUACAUCAUGUUCCACUAGUGACCCUCGAGCUGGGUAGUAAUUUAAAUGGUAGCGUCAUUCGUGAGGGAGCUGAUGUUUACUUCGAGUGCAACAUCAAGUCUAAUCCGUGGGUUUACAAAGUCAGCUGGAGGCAUAAUGGUAAAACUUUGUUUAGUAACGCCCAAGCAGGGACAAUUGUCAGCAAUCAAAGUUUGGUUCUUCAAUCGGUGACCAGAGCACGUGCGGGGACCUAUACCUGCAUUGGGAGCAACCAGGAAGGAGAUGGAGAAAGCAACACUGUGGAUCUGAACGUCAAAUACGCGCCGGUGUGUAGACCUGGUCAGCAGAAGGUGUACGGGGCGGCGCGCCAGGAGAUCGUUCGCAUCACGUGCGAGCUGGAGGCGAAUCCCACCGACGUGCAAUUCAUCUGGAAGUUCAACAACAGCGCCGAGACCAUCGACAUACCGGCGAGUCACGUCGCCACCGAAAAGACACGCAGUACUGCUGCUUACACCCCUAUGACCGAACUGGACUAUGGGACUUUGCUGUGUUGGGGAAAGAAUGAAAUAGGCGUGCAGAAGGAUCCUUGUGUUUUCUAUAUAAAUCCAGCAGGCAAGCCGGACGCGCUUUCCAACUGCACCAUCCUUAAUCAGACCGUCGAGUCGUUGCACGUCGAGUGCAUCGAGGGCUUCGAUGGCGGCCUCCAGCAGGAGUUCGUGAUGGAGGUGUACGACACGCAGUCGGGCAAGCUGGUCAGCAACGUCACCUCACGCACGCCGUACUUCAGUGUCGCGGGGUUGGAGUCCGGCUCUGGGUUUGACAUACAGGUCUACGCUGGGAACGUUAAGGGACGCAGUAGGGUGACACGAUUACACGCUUUCACGGCCAAAUCGGCGGAAAAACAUACCGAUAAGCAAAGUCCCAGUAAGCCGAUACCUCCAGAAAAUUGUAAGCUGUACGAACAGACGCAGUAUUACCUGCAAAUCAAGUGCCAGGCAUCGCAAAUUCCUAAAAAUUCUGGUUGGACAUACCUUCUACACGUGUACGAUGCCAACAGUAGAGUCCUACUAGGAACGGCCACAUCCGGAACACCAGAAACAAUUACAAUAUCCUCACUACCAAAAGAACAUGAUGGCCUUCUACUGUUUAUUCGUACCAUGGCGUCCAAAACAUCUGUUAGUGAAGCAACCAUUUUAUACGCGCCCGCAUCGAAUGCACGUGGCACCUUUGGUGGUUUUUUUGCAGCCUACACACCCGUCUUUCUUCAUAUCACGCCCAUCUUGGGCGCGUUGAUUGGAAUCGUUGGCGCGUUGAUCCUUGUUGCAAUUAUUAUCGUCAUUGUAAUCCGGAUGCGCGGUGGCGGAGAUCGUGAUGACAAGGAUUACGACGACGGAGGAUUGUCAUCGGCUGGUAGGCGCUGUGUUGCCGGCGGGGGCGACAAGGCCAGCACCGAGCCGCUCAACAAGGACCUAAACGACAGCGUGGAUAGCCUGGAGGAGAAGAAUCCCGACAUCAUUCCGCAGAGCAACGGCGAGGACGAUUACCAAGCAGACGAGCGAGCCUUCCAGCGAUUAAAUAACUCAUCAAUGCGGGUGUACAGUCGAAUGCAAAGUCCUAAUCCUAAAAUGAAGAAUGGACCUUAUGAUUACUCCAAAACGAAGGACGAAAUCACUUACGCUGAAUUAUCUUUGCCGAAUCAACAGAUGCCGCACGUCAUCUACAACCAGCAGGCGAUUCCUAUGUCGGUGAUUCGCCGGCAGGAACCAACGUUGUACGCGCAGAUCGACAUUGGAAAGCGGAUGCCUCCGUGCAUGCAACCGCUUAGUCCCCCGCAUCCGUCCACCUUCCAGGGCAUGCAACACCUACCGACAUACAUGCCGCGUGCGAUUCGUGAUGAUACGCACAUACACGACGGCGGAAUGAGCGCCGAGACGCCUCUAAUACAUCCUAGGGACACGUCGUCUCUGCAACCGCUGCUGGAGUCGACGAGGAAUACACCGAUGAUCACUUCGACGUUACCACGCGUUGUGACCGCGACGCGCUUCUGACCAAGCCAGCACGAGUUCCACUAAGUUGUUUCAAGACUGCCGUUAUACACAGGACGCAUAGAUUCAAGAUGGCCUCGCCGCGCCAUUUUGUGUCAUGCAUUCGUGUGUUUUAACAAUCAAAAGUCACGAUUUUAUAAGAUGUGCACGUGAUUUCACUACUUUAAUACUAUGUGGCAAUCAUACUCAGCAUGGUGGGCAAAUUUGACGUUUUUUCUAUAAAUAACAUUAAUACGAGACGAAUUAUGCAGUUGAAGACGUACAAUCCGAAUUUGUUUCUUUCAAUUAACACAUUGAGUCUAAAAACAUAGUGAAUUCAUUAUUAUACUCAUGAUUGAGCAACGAUUGAUUGAAAAGAAUUAUUCAAUUGUUGAAAUAUGAUAUUAAAAUUAAUAUAUAAAACAAAAUAGACACUCAUUUAUAAUACGAAUAUUUUCAUUAGAGUUCUACUUAAUUUCAAAUUAUUACAUAUAUGUAUUAUAUAUGAAGAUGAACUAAAUAUAAAUUAAGUAAAAUUACUUAAUUCAUAAAAUAUAGUGUAAGAUACAUUUAUAAAUUGUGUGAUAUUAUUUGUAAAGCUGCGGGGGCAAACGAUUUCAUAUUACAAUUGUAAACAUGGCAAGAAACAUUGAUAAUAAUGUUAUAAUGUUAUAGCAAUGUUUCUUUCUGGCAUUCUAUAGAAAAAAAUUGUUGGUUGGUCAAAUUAUUGAUGCAUAUGUUAACAUAUAUUAUUUAUAUACAUAGUUUGUAGAUGAAUUAGAGUUUAAGACUAUACCUUUGUAUUUUUGGUAUUGCAAUUGCAAAACAAUCGACAUUAUGUAUUGUUUUGUUAUAGUAGAAACUAAUUUAUUAUAUUACUUAGUUGACUGCCGCGACAGAUGAUUAUAAUUGGAUUGCCGUCCAAUAUGAAAUGAAAAUUUCUGAGAAUUCUGUGCAACAGAAAUCAAGAUCAACAUACAAUGUAAAGAUACAAUGAUUACGAUAAUUUAUUCACAUUAUUACCAUCUACUCUUAGUAAUCAGCAAUGUAAGUAAUUAUUCUAACGUUCUGAUACGGCGAUUAGAUGAUGAAAUUAGAGAAGAGGACAAUUUGUAAACAAAUGCGGAUAAUUAAAUUAAGAAGUAAGGGAUACCGAUAUGACUCAGUUACGAGAUAAAAACGGAUGUAAAUAUGUACAUAUUUUGCUCAAGCAGUAAACACAUAAAUAAUAAUUCGAGAAGUUUUGACAGUGUGAAUGUUUUCACGCGCUGUGAGGAAGUGUAAAAAAUUUUAUUGUAAUUUAUAAUGUACUCUCUUGUACUCUGUACUGGUACUGGUAGUUGAUUUGACUUUUUAUAAGCGCGUAACACGAUUACGAUUAUAAUUGCGUGUCAUGACAGCAUUCAUUACACGCGCACUGAUUACUUCUAAGGUCUUGCACGAAUCAAAUGCAAGACCUUAAAAUUGCGUGACUUGUGAUUCGAUGAUGUUCAUUGGUGUUCAUUGAUGUUCAACUGCCAUUCAAGGAUUAAGUACACGUUCAAGAUCUGUAAAUGUUAAUCAUUCAUUCGAUCACUUCACCAAUAUACUGAUUAAGAAUUGGCCAUAUUAAAUUAUAUGUUGUGCGCUUUAAUUUGUUUUUUAAGUUGAUCAUAAUCAUCCAUCGACAAUAAUAUAUAAAACAUGUAAAGUGAAACGAUUCUUUCGAGUUUUCAAGUGGCCUUCAUGAAUGAAAUGAAAGUGGAUUACGUUUAAUUUUAUUUUAGGCCGCAGUGUCACAAAAGACGUACAGCGGGCGUACAGUUAUGAUUUAUGAUAUUUGUAACAUGGAUUUUAUUACUAACUAAGAUUUUUUGAUUAUGUAGAUGGUUUAUUAUGAAAUUUAUGAUUGUAACAUAAAAAUGUCAUUAUAUUUAACGCAUGAGUAAUAAUUGAAGAACAAUUUAAGAAAAGAAUAUUAUACAGACGCGAGUGGACAAGACGACGAAACAACAAACAUGAAUUUGUAAAUAAUAUUAUGUGUUAUAUCAUGUAUAUGUAAUUCAUAAAAUUGUCUAUUUAAAAAAUAAUAGAAAAAUCUAAAUUCAA